CGGCCACAGAGACAGAGUGGGUCUGCUAGUGAGUAACGUAGCAUCUUGCGUGACCGAAAUGAGCAGCUUUCAGUUUAACUUGUUAUGAACAUAAACAAGAGGAAAGCUUGUGCAAACAAAAACUGUUUUCAGGACUGUUGCCAGUACGUAAGUUUUAUAUUACGGUACACAGUUCAACUCGGGCGUCUGAUAUUACAGCAUUUGGAAUGUGCUUGAGUGUGUGCUGUCACGUGCUGCAUAACUGACUAAAAUAGGCAUCAAUGAUCAAUGCCUUUAAAACAAUGGGCUUUCAUUUAUUUUCCCCGGUGCUAAGACAAAUAAUCACUCAACCGAAAGCGUGCUUUAGUUAUUCAGUAUUACGUCACAGUUUUGUCAAUACUGACAGUAAGCCUGUAAAGAGAAAAGGGAAACCUGAUCUACCUGCCCACUGGCACUCGCUCUCCUGGGAAGAGAGACUGGCUGAUGCCGUGACUCCUCUAUGGAGACUGAGUUAUGAGGAGCAGCUUAAAUGGAAACAAGAACAACAGCACAAAAUUUUACUUGAGAUGACAAAGCUGGCCCAGGAUUCACCCCAUAAACCAGAUGAUUUAAGAUUCCCCCUUCUGCCCAUAGUACCCUCACCAGUGAUUGAUGGAUACCGCAAUAAGUCAACCUUCUCUGUCAACACAGGAGUAGACGGAAACCCAAAGACGGUUGGAUUUUACAUUGGAAAAAGGGGUAACAUUGUCUGUGUCCAUGGCGACCACCUCUUGAACAUGCCUCAGAAGCACAAGAUGGUCGCGAGGUACUACGAACACUUUAUACGUCUCUCACCCCUAAACCCAUGUAUUUUGUUUCACGAUGGUGGUCACUGGAGAGAAAUCACUAUAAGAACGAAUUCUGCCGGUCACACUAUGGCUAUAGUUUACUUCCAUCCUCAACAACUGACACCUGAGGAGAUUUCCAUCCAUAAAGCUGACCUGGUCGAAUACUUCACAGAAGGUCCCGGUGCAGUUUGUCAAUUGGAUUCGCUUUACUUUCAGGAGAGUACAAUGACCCGAUGCAGUCAUGAACAAUCCCCCUAUCAGCUUUUGUAUGGACAGCCUCAUAUCUUUGAGGAGGUGCUUGGAUUUAAGUUCAGAAUAUCUGCUGAUUCUUUUUUCCAGGUGAACAGGGGAGCAGCAGAGGCUUUGUACCGGACUGUUGCGGAUCUGAAUAGGACUUGUGUUGGUGGUACCCUUCUGGAUAUCUGCUGUGGUACAGGAGCAAUUGGCAUUUCAUUAUCUCCACAGAUGGAGAGAGUGAUUGGCAUAGAGCUUAUUGAGCAGGCAGUUGAGGACGCCAAGUAUAAUGCAGAACUAAAUGGAGUAAAUAACUGUGAAUUUCUUUCAGGCAAAGCAGAGGUUGUUCUACCAAAUUUGAUGUCAACGUUGGGUUCUCACGGUGGGCUGACAGCCGUCGUGAAUCCGUCCAGGGCAGGCCUGCAUUAUCGAGUUGUCAGAGCCUUAAGGAAUCACCCAGCAAUAAGAAGGCUUGUCUACAUAUCAUGCAAACCUGAUGGCGAGGCAAUGAGGAACUUUAGGGAUCUUUGCUGUGGAUCGAAUUUUCAGAGGAAGAUCAACGGGGAAGCCUUUAAACCAGUCGUGGCUGUUCCUGUGGACCUGUUUCCACACACUCCUCACUGUGAACUCGUGCUUGUUUUUGAGAGAUAGAAAAUACUGAUUGAAGGCAAUUAAUCAUUUUGUAACAAAACAUGAAUAUCUAUAAACCAUUGAAUGUGAAUGCAAAGUGUUCAGUAUAAUUACCACCUUAAAUGUCAUAAUGUAUAAAUAUCAGAAAGACACAAUAUUACAGUAACCUAUUUAUUUUGAAUGUUA
Messenger RNA from Misgurnus anguillicaudatus (oriental weatherfish), 1856 nucleotides. RefSeq names its product tRNA methyltransferase 2 homolog B (gene trmt2b). Gene Ontology annotation, biological process: RNA processing. The record is from RefSeq and is a predicted model, not a curated record. NCBI's taxonomy places the organism in Eukaryota, Metazoa, Chordata, Actinopteri, Cypriniformes, Cobitidae. Gene Ontology annotation, molecular function: RNA binding; tRNA (uracil(54)-C5)-methyltransferase activity, S-adenosyl methionine-dependent.